UCGGACGCGUCACAAAGGGCCAGGUAGGCGACAUAGAAUACCCCAUGAUAAUUGGUGCUAUAGAAGUGCAGUGACUGACCAAACAUCCCUGUAUAGUCCGUCCUGAUCCAUAGCGCGUGUGGUGGAGUGGGCCUGGCAGCUAUCCAGGUGGCCCAGAUGCUGGAGGCCGAUGUGUAUGUCACUGUUGGCAGCGAAGAGAAGGUUAAGUAUUUGAUAGAGAACUACAGCAUCCCGCCAAACAGGAUCUUCCACUCUCGUGACAAGUCCUUUGUGGAUGGUGUGAUGCGAGAAACAGAAGGCCGUGGCAUGGACUUCAUUCUCAAUUCCCUCUCCGGCGAGCUCUUGCACGCGACGUGGAACUGCGUUGCUGAGUUUGGAACUCUACUGGAGAUCGGAAAACGCGAUCUGAUCGGCGAUGGUAAACUCGACAUGAAGCCAUUCCUGGCGAACCGCAACUACUGUUGUGUCGACAUCGAUGGGCUUUGGAAGAGGAUCCAUGUCGCACGAGCAUUGAUUUUCUCCAUCUUGGAAUUUUAUAACAAAGGAUACAUUUCGCCACUACCGACCAAAAUCUUUCCCGCAGCCCAGACCCAAGAUGCAUUCCGAUUUAUGGAGAAGGGUCAACACAUUGGCCGUGUCGGCGUUUCGUUCAAGCCGGCCGAAGGGGAGGCCCACCUGGGAUUGGAAACCACCAAGAGGACUUUGGCGAUUGCUUUCAACGGGUCGGCCUCUUACCUCAUGGUUGGUGGCCUGGGCGGUAUUGGUCGAGCCGUAUCCACCUGGAUGGUCGACCACGGUGCUCGUGAGCUCGUCUACCUCUCCCGUAGUGCUGGCCUCACGCCCAAAGACGAUGACUUUGUCGCCGAGCUUCACAGCAUGGGCUGUGCCGUCAAGUUGGUGAGUGGGGAUACCACGAAACUCGAGGACGUGAAGAGAGCCAUUAGUGCAGCAACCUAUCCCCUCAAAGGUAUUGUACAGAUGUCCAUGGUCGUCGCCAAUGAGAACUUUACUAGGAUGAGCUUCGAUGAAUGGAUGGCGUCGACCGCACCCAAAGUUCAGGGAACCUGGAACCUCCACAAUGCUUCCAUGGAUGCGGGGAUUGAUCUAGAUUUCUUUGUGAUGUUUAGCUCGGUCUCCGGAAUCGUUGGACAAGCUGGCCAAGCUAAUUAUGCCAGUGGAAACAGCUUCCUAGAUGCGUUCGCCCAGUAUCGUAAUGACCUGGGCCUGGCGGCGUCCGUCGUUGACAUGGGGGCUGUCGAGGACGUUGGAUGGAUUUCGGAGCACCAAGGGAUGAUGGGGAAAAUGUCCAGGAGUGGUUUCAAACCUGUCCUGGAGCAGGAGGUCAUCGACGCAAUGGCGAUAUCCAUGUUGGUCCAUAACACACCAGGUCAAGCCGUUGAUGAAGCCCUUGCGCUUGAUUCAAAGAACGCUUCUUAUUUCAUGCACAAAAAUACGUUUCUCGUUGGGCUUGCUUUGCUCAUUCCAUUGCAUGACCCCAGCAACUACGUGAUCUGGAAGAAAGACCGUCGCAUGGCCUCCUAUCACAACAAUUCUGCGGUUGCCACGACCACCGCAUCGACAGAUGUUCUGAAGUCAUACCUGAGCAAUGCCAAAGCGGAUCCUUCCAUUCUCCAGUCGCCAGAAGCCGCAAAGCUCUUUGCGGUCGAGAUCGGCAAAAGGCUCUUCGAUCUGUUGCUGAAGCCUCAUGAGGAGCCUAAUACGAGCUCGCCACUGCUCGACCUCGGUCUUGAUUCUUUGGUGGCUCUCGAAUUGCGCGCUUGGAUCAAGCAGGUGUUCUCUUUCGACCUUCCCAUGCUGGAAAUGAUGAGUAUUGGUUCUCUUGACAUUCUCGGUCAAUAUGCGGCAAACGAAGUUUAUCGAAUAGCGAUAGAAAACAACGAGAGUUAAGCCGUCGCUCGUGUAAAUUACACUCGCAAAGUGUACGUUGUGGCAUCCUGCUACUUGCUGCAGCCCAGGCUUCAGCACGCCUCGACAUAAUCUCUACCGGUGCUCUACCGGAGAGUCACGGAAGGAAUGGGAUAACGUAUUCCACACACCUAUUCAGACUUCCUCUACAUUCCUUUUCUCCUGCUCAGACUGUACAUUUUCAUUGUGAGAGAUGCCAUGUAUGUAAUUGUUUUUAAGGCUUCAUAAUACUAUUCUUCGUUCAUGAUGUGUUUAAAGGGAGUUCCUCUGCGUAGUCCAAGGGGUAGAUGGAGCCAGAAAAGACAUCUGAGUUGCAGGAAUGCUGGUCUGUCAAUGAUGUAGGAAACGAGUACCCUCGCAAGGACCAUAGUUCUAGAGCCUCAGGUCAAGACUACCCCAUA
This is a messenger RNA of Aspergillus caelatus, 2327 nucleotides long. Its product is annotated as KR domain-containing protein. The transcript has a single exon. Gene Ontology annotation, molecular function: oxidoreductase activity; phosphopantetheine binding; fatty acid synthase activity. Lineage: Eukaryota; Fungi; Ascomycota; Eurotiomycetes; Eurotiales; Aspergillaceae. Gene Ontology annotation, biological process: fatty acid biosynthetic process; secondary metabolite biosynthetic process. The coding region runs from base 157 to 1908 and encodes 583 amino acids. The record is from RefSeq and is a predicted model, not a curated record.